Molecule: messenger RNA, 3392 nt
Organism: Lytechinus pictus (painted urchin)
Lineage: Eukaryota; Metazoa; Echinodermata; Echinoidea; Temnopleuroida; Toxopneustidae
Product: polyadenylate-binding protein 2-like
Exons: 7
Coding region: 147-881 (244 amino acids)
Cellular component (GO): nucleus
Molecular function (GO): poly(A) binding
Source: RefSeq, a predicted model, not a curated record
AGACAGUUCGAAGUGUUUUCUCACGCGUGGCUUUUAAUUUUAUGCAUCCAAGCUGGUACGUAGAAUAUCAAGAACUGACAGAUGUAUUUCGGUUUAUAGACGAUAACGUAUUGCUGUAGAAUAUAAGAGUUUGAAGGUACAGAGGCAUGGCAGAAUUAGAGACAAUGGCAGAAUAUGGGACUUACCUCCCUGAUGUGAGUGGAGGGGAGGAUUCACUUCUUUCACCAACAGAGACUGUUCCCUCACUGAAUUUAGAACAAACAGAAGAGAAUGCUGGAAUCGAAGAUGAGGAGCUAGAAGCCAUCAAAGCCCGUGUCCGUGAGAUGGAGGAGGAGGCCGAGAAGCUAAAAGAGAUGCAGAAUGAAGUGGAUAAACAGAUGAAUCUGAGUUCACCUCCUCCUGCUCAAGCAGUAGCACAUCUAUCAAUGGAGGAGAAGGGAGAGGUUGAUGCCAGAUCAGUCUAUGUUGGAAAUGUGGAUUAUUCAGCUACUGCAGAGGAAUUAGAAAGUCACUUUCAUGGAUGUGGAUCAAUAAACAGAGUCACCAUCCUUUGUGAUAAGUUUACCGGACAUCCUAAAGGGUAUGCCUAUGUAGAAUUUGUAGAAAAGGACUCGGUAGAUACAGCCUGUACAUUGAAUUUAUCUCUCUUUAAGGGUAGGCAGAUUAAAGUUAAUGCAAAGAGAACGAACCGCCCCGGAAUCAGUACCACGGAUCGUCCUCCACGUGGGGGGUUUUCCGGCCAGCGUGGCAGAGGUAGAGGGCGCUAUGGUCAGUCAGCAUUUGGAGGAGGAGGAGGAUACGGAGGAGGUGGAGGUGGAUUCUACAGGGCGCAGAGGCCCAGAUUUAGGAAUCGUCGUUUCGUUCGAUAUUCUCCAUACUGAGGACCCGGGAGCAAAAAAGAAGAGCAAGAGAAAAAAAAGGGGCAUGCAAAUUUUUCUUUUAUAGUGAAGGUAGUAGUAGAUGUAAGGUAAUGGUAUAAAGUCACAAGGGCACCUACUCAUAAUUCACAAACAAGUGAAAUAUUAGGCUUUUGUUCUUGGAAAAUUUUCUGUUCUGACCUGCUGGGUGUCUUAGCAAUAUUUCUUUUCCAGUUUUUAGAAAGCAGCAAUGCUUGUACUGCUGCUACAUGUAUAUAUGUAAGGUAAUCAUUUUCUUAUCUCAUUUUCUGUAGUCCACUCUUAAUAUCUUAACACUUUAUUAAGCUUCCCUAUGUUUCAUUUCUUUUUCAGGUUCCAGUAAUGUGAGGGGUUUUAAAAAAUAUUUAAAAGAAGAAAUAAAAAAAGAAAAAUAAUAAAAAAGAAAUGAAAAAAAGUAUUAAAAAAGUAAAAAGAAACGAAAAAAAAAGUAUUAAGAAAGUAAAAAGAAAAAAGAAAAAAAAAAAGAAGCUACAUGCAAUAGAGAUAAGAAAAAAAAAGAGAGAAAAGAAAAGAAUAAAAGAACGAGGUAAUUAAGAAAAAAAAUGGGACUCCUGGCGAGACUUCUCCACUGGUGUGCAACUCGGACCGUUCCAUCUCUAGCCGAGGGGUGCUGGAAUCAAGAUUAGGUGUAAGUACCUCAUAUAAAACACAAAGAUGGUCAUAAGGUGAAAAGUAAAGGCGAAGGUGUCGACUCUCAAAAAUUGUGUUGAUAUUUGUUUGACAGAAUUCAUCAAAGAAAUAACAAAAUGUUCUGAAAUAAUCUAAGUGAACCAAUAUUGUUAUUUCAGAUAUUUAUUAUUGGUAAAGUAAAGUAUUUUGGGGGACAUCAGAUUCUUAAGCAUGGAAGAAGUUAUUUAUCUGGAACCAUUUCCAUAUUGAAUUUAGAUCAUGUAUUUAAGAUCAUUUGAGCUUUGUGAAGUGCAUGUACUCUAGAUCGAAUUUUCAUUUGUGGCAUGUUCCACUUGCGAUGCAUGCAAGCAAAAUAUAUAAUUUCUUCAUAAAUCAUAUUGAAAUUGUAUUUCUGCUUUUAGCAAUUUUUGGCAAAUUAAAAGACCUCAUAUUAAAAAACUUUGAUGGCUUUCCUCCAUGAGGGGACUUUCAGCCAAGCCCUGGACCCGGCGCUGUGACAUUCUGCUCAUUAUGUUGGCUAGUGGCGCAUAGAACACAGGGCCGGUAUUCAAUUUUAUACUUAAGCCUGAAUUUUAAGUAUUUUUCUCAAGUAAAUAAUCCAUCUUUGGUAUUCAAUUGCAUUUUUUGGCUUAAAUCUAAGUCAGCCACCUACCAUGCCUUGCAUGCAGCUUACAAAUGUGACACGCGUUUCAUACAUUUCAUUUCAUACAUUUUGUGGCAGAUAUUUGGCUUGGUAAAGUAAAAUACUUUGAUGUGAUCUGAAUAUGAAUUAAAGCAUUUGCUUAGGCAAGUAAAAUGCUAAGUAAUAUACUUACAGAAUCAAUACUUUCUGAAAUUGAAUACCAGCCCAGAUUUCCAAUAACAAUGUGGCACUUCUACAAAACUAAAUGAGAAUCCAAGUUUUUGAUCCAUAGUUUCUUUGCUAGUAUUAUUACUGGUAGAAUUUGCCAUUCACCUCUUUGAAUUGAACCAGUUUUGAGAAUUUCCCCGGGUGACUGCACAAAUCCCUCUCAUAUGUCUCUUUCCAUCUGAAGUUAUUAUUGUUACGUGUGUUGGGGGAGCACCUUUUUAGCAUGGAAGAUUCAAAUUUGUAGGAAGAGUACCUGUGGCAUGUCCGGACUAGGGACUAUGGGACAUAUUGCCUUUUUGUGAUUUGUGAAAACAGGAACUAGCACAUUUUGUCAAAUUCUGAUCUGUGGAAUUUAUACAAGUCUUACAAAAGAAACAGACCAAAAUAAAUCAUCUUGGUAAUGUAUUUAAUGUACAUUGAGAAUUUUUGGACAAUUACACGUCUUGUAAUUCUUAUGCAUGUUAAAUUUAUGCUUCUUACAUAAUGAAAAUCCUUCAUACCAGUGCAUUCAAUAACACAAGAUUUAACUUGAGAUAUUGUCAUUUGAUUUUGACAUUUUAUGAUUUAUAAAGACCUAUGUCUUUUAAUAUUUAUUUAGUAAAAGAUGACAGUGUAGUUUGAUUUGACAUACAUAGAGUGGUGCCAUUUGAUAAAUUAAGUUGUUUUAUAACUAGGAUGCAAGAAAUACGAUUUGUUUUAUUUUCUUGAAUUGAGUCUCGCAAUGACUCAUUGAUUCUGGAAUCAAUUUUUACCACUGAUAAGGAACUAGUACAAUAAUAAAUAAUUAUAUUUGACUGUGUAUACUUUGACCCAUCAAUGGAGCUUAUGUUAUUGCUUCAAAAAAUAUUCAUAUUUUGAUUGUUAAAUAUGUACAUAUUAUGUGUAAGCUUCAUCUCUAUUUACACUCUUUUUUUGUAACUUCUCUUUCAGAGAUGUUCCAACAGUUUCUUCCUGCUGCGUAAUGAUAAAUUAAUAAAAUUGUUUCUCCCUGGAAA